AUGGCGCUAGCCAUGCUCAAGUUCGUCUUGUACAUGCUCUGGAGCGCCUUCGGACUGAUCUCGUAUUUCGCCAUUUCUAAUACUGUAAGUUAAGGUGUUUUACUGUAAUUUUAAAAAUUUUUUAAUUUUGAAAAAAAAAUUUCAAAAAUUUUUUUGAAAUUUAAAAUAAAGUUUUUCAGGAACCCGACGAAUCCUCGUACCGUGACCUGAGAAAGCAGAAGGACGAGGAUGUGUUUCCGGUGAGGAAGGGCAGUCUCAAGCCUCCGCCCAAGUCGAAGCGCCGCAGCCCGCGCGAGGAGUCGGCGAACUGCGCUCACGUCCGGAACCGAGUGUCCAAAGGAAUCAUAAGGGAGAGGCGACAGUCAUCAGCGGUGUAA
Bursaphelenchus okinawaensis is the source of this 377-nucleotide messenger RNA. Lineage: Eukaryota; Metazoa; Nematoda; Chromadorea; Rhabditida; Aphelenchoididae. The record is from the annotation of a GenBank genome assembly.